ACAAGCUGUAACUUAUAUAUCGGCAUAGCCAAUUUUACUGAUAGUGAAAAAUAAUUAAUUAAUUUAACGUGUGGAAAUUAUUUGUUAAAAAAGUAGGUCACACAAAAAAUGGCAACCAGAACAAAUACAAUUGAACGCAAUGCCAAUGGCAGUGCAAAAUCCUCAUCUCUGCGUGAAAUUUGCGCGCGAGCCAUGACAAAAUCCGAAUGGGAGGACAAGGAUGAAUUUCUGGAUGUUAUUUACUGGUCACGUCAGGUGUUUGGCAUUAUACUCGGCAUCAUCUGGGGUAUUGUGCCGCUUAAGGGCUUUCUAGGCCUUGUGCUAUUUGCCGGAAUCAGUUGCGGCGUUGUCUACCUGUAUGCCAUCAAUUUUCAGAAUGUGGAUGAGGAUGCCUAUGGCGGUGCGUGGGAGCUGGUCAAGGAGGGUUUCAUGACAUCGUUUGCCGGAUUUUUAGUGACGUGGAUUAUCUUUUACACCGGCCUGCACUACGACACAAUAAUGGCGGCGAAGACGUCAUAAUACCAGCCAUAUCCAGCGAGUGAGAUACGAGAGCGAGAGAGAGAGGAGCGCGCACUGCAAUACAAGCAAUAACCAAUUCCACAGUCCAAAUGCUAUCCCGCAAAUCCGUUUGCAGAGCCAAAGCAUAUUUACUAAUUGCCCGAUUAUUUUUUUGUCCGUGUAGAUUGUUAAAAUUUUUAGCCAAUUACGUUAAUUACAUGUGCAUUUGAUUUAAAUAUUUACAAUAAUCGCCGGUUGUAUUGCGUUUUGAGAUUUUUUCUGUGAAAAAUACAAAUACAGCAACCUGUUGAGAACUAUAGAUAUCUAUAUAAGAUGCAGAGAUAAAUUGAA
Messenger RNA from Drosophila montana, 849 nucleotides. Its product is annotated as GEL complex subunit OPTI. Bases 109 to 519 code for a protein of 136 amino acids. The record is from RefSeq and is a predicted model, not a curated record. Gene Ontology annotation, biological process: mitochondrial respirasome assembly. The transcript is spliced from 3 exons. Lineage: Eukaryota; Metazoa; Arthropoda; Insecta; Diptera; Drosophilidae.